AUGUCUGGGACUUGCUGCGAUGAUUCUUCAUCGGGGAGCCAAUUGUUUGUGAAAAUUGUGACUGCCCACAUCCUCGGUGCUGCGUUCACGGCCACAGCUCCUAAUGUGCCUGCUUGGAAUGCAGGAUUCGAUGACAGCUCUUCCAUUGGUGGCUUAUUAUAUAGUGUGCUACUACCUACAGGCGCAUUUGGAAAACUUCUGGUUGCUCUGGUUGCUCUCAGCACACCCAGUGCUUGUGCACCAACUAUAUAUACAUUCAGCACCAGUUUCAUGGCUGUCACUCCAUGGUUUGCUACAGUGCCAAGAUGGGUAUAUAUUCUUAUCUCUGAAGGAAUUCUAAUACCAGUGGCCAUUGUUGGUGCCAAAACAUUUUAUACCACUUUUAUUGACAUCUUGAAUAUCAUCAGAUACUGGUCAUCAGUAUUUGGUGUUCUUACAGAACAUGCUUCAUAUACUCUGUUACCUAGUAGUAUUCCUGCAGUCGUGGCCUUCGUGUGUGCCUGUGGAGCCCUUGUUCCAUUCAUGUCACAGGCUUGGUAUGUAGGACCAGUUGCAAGGCAUUGGAGUGGAGAUGUUGGGGUGUUUGUAGGGUCAGCAAGAAGCAGGCGCAUAUGAUUUUUCGUCGCGCUCCUCCUUCACUCGCUCAAAUUCAUUGAUUUGUCCCACUACUUGAUUUGUUGGUUCUAUUAUAGAACAGCCUUCUAUAUGUUUCGCACUUUGAUUUAUCGGUUCUGUCACCUACACACUUGUCUUAUG
Suillus subalutaceus is the source of this 756-nucleotide messenger RNA. RefSeq lists its product as uncharacterized. Gene Ontology annotation, cellular component: plasma membrane. The transcript is spliced from 6 exons. The coding region runs from base 1 to 615 and encodes 204 amino acids. The record is from RefSeq and is a predicted model, not a curated record. Gene Ontology annotation, molecular function: transmembrane transporter activity. Gene Ontology annotation, biological process: transmembrane transport. NCBI's taxonomy places the organism in Eukaryota, Fungi, Basidiomycota, Agaricomycetes, Boletales, Suillaceae.